Pangasianodon hypophthalmus (striped catfish) is the source of this 4717-nucleotide messenger RNA. Its product is annotated as toll-like receptor 13. Gene Ontology annotation, molecular function: transmembrane signaling receptor activity; protein binding. The transcript has 4 exons. NCBI's taxonomy places the organism in Eukaryota, Metazoa, Chordata, Actinopteri, Siluriformes, Pangasiidae. The coding region runs from base 259 to 3126 and encodes 955 amino acids. The record is from RefSeq and is a predicted model, not a curated record. Gene Ontology annotation, biological process: inflammatory response; immune response; toll-like receptor signaling pathway. Gene Ontology annotation, cellular component: membrane.
GUAUUUGUUCUCACCACUAUUAUUGUACUCUUGAGUUUAUUAAGUUGCUGCAUGGGUGCUACACUAACACAGUGUAUGUCCUUCCUCAAAUGCAGUCUACAUGAUGUAAAUAAAACUCAAGUGAAAAAAAAAAAGAAUCCACCCAAUCCUCGGUGGCUUUAUAUAAGUGAAGUGUUCAGUCUGAAAUUUAAUGCAACCACAAGGAUGAAAUACUGCUCUGAUUAAAAAAGAAAAUAGGAAAACUGUUUGGCUCAAAAUAUGGGUAUGUAUAAACAAGCAACUGUGUCUUCAUCUCUGCAUCUCUGCUUGAGAUUCAGUCUAUAUUUCAGUAUGUCUAGUGUUGUCACUGCUCUUAUUAGUAAGCGCUGCAUGACUUUUGAUGAGAAUCUCCUCAGUGACAUUGGAACGUUUUGCCAUCAUCAGCCUGGGUUUGGUCCCUAUGGCGAAUGCAAAAUCUUAGACUUCCAAAAGGAUCUCAUGGAGAUUGAGGCAGGAAUCAGAUCUCUUUGCAUUUACAGUGAUGAUACAGUCAUUCCAGCCAGUGCUUUCUCACACCUUACAACCUUGGAACGUCUGCAAAUACGUGGAUAUAAUCUCAGGAGGGUUCACUCUGGUGCCUUUUCCGGCCUUUUCAACCUUAAAUAUCUGCGUAUUAUUUUCAGUUCCUCUGAUUGCAGCAAUGUUGAAUUGGAUACUCCUGUGUUUGCUGGAUUGGAUCAUCUAGAGGAAAUAUCCUUAAAAGGAUUUCAAUUGUCUAACAUUCCCAAUACCACAUUUGAGCAUCUGGUUAGUUUAGUUAAACUGUCUCUGGACACCAUUUGUGUGGAGGAACUUGUUGAGGUUUUAUGCUAUGUCCCAAAUGAAAUGUCCCGCUUAAAAUACUUAGAGGUGAGUAACAGUGGCAUCACUUCCAUCAGAAACAGAAGCUGUCCAUCAUGGCCUUCAGCUGUACUUGCAGGAAUACAGGUUUUAGAUCUUAGUCAAAACUCUGUUAAAAUAAUUGAGGCCAGCUCUCUGGCAGUGUUUCAGAACCUUUCAAGUCUCUCUCUAGGUUUUUGUGGUCUAAGGCUGGGAGAAAUUUGGGAAUCUGGAGUUGGAAAAGUGAGCAAUGUUGUUUUUUCUGGAACUAUAUUAGAAAAAUAUUCUACAAACUGCAAAGACAUGUGCCAGCUAGUUUCUAACUUGAAUCUUCACUCUCUCGAGCUAUCCUAUGUACUCUUAGAUUCACUGUCAAUGGAAGAUUUAAAAGAUUGUGGAAAAGAUCUUACAGUGCUUGGUAUAUAUAAUUCAAAAGUCCAGCUGCUGGACCCAGCAUUCUGGAGAAGCAUAGCAGGAAUACAGGCAAUGCAUUUGGUCAGCAUGGCAUUGACUGAAGCCUCAUUCUGUGUUGCUGCCAAUGGGACUCUUUGGAAUGUAACUACUCUGAAUCUAAUGAAUAACCAGCUAACAGUAGUCAAAACACACCAGUUUGUUUGCACCCCUCUACUCGAGCAGCUUCUACUUAAUGAAAACGCAAUUACGACUCUAGAACCCGAAGCAUUCAGUGGUCUUCGUCAUCUUAAGAUUCUCAAACUUAACUCAAACAAGAUCAAAAUGCUUGCUGCGAAUGACUUUCAGUCUCUUCGAUCUCUAGAAGUUCUGCGUAUUGAUGAAAAUGUGAUUGAGAACAUUGAGGAUGGGACAUUUAGAAACCAGAAGGAGCUUCGUGAACUUGCAUUUGGAAGGUUGGAGUAUAUCUAUACAUUACAUCUGAACAUGUUGUUUUAUGGUCUUCCCAAGGACAUACAGUAUCUCAGCAUUGAUGCAUAUGUCGGGACUACACUUCUUUUGGGAAAUAUUGGAAGACCCAAAGGAAGCUUCAGAUUUGAUCUAAAUGGAUUUGAGCUCAAAAUUGGAGAGAACUAUCCUCCCUUUCUGGAAUCUGUCCGAGAGCUUAAGCUGACUGGACACACGUUUUUUAUUAAGAACGACUUCUUUGUUCCUUAUUUUUCUCAUCUAGAAUCUUUAGAGUUUUCAGGUGAUCCUGAAAGGGUGUUCAUCAAUUACACAGGAAUCAGCAAUUUGCAUUACCUCAAGCGUCUCAAACUCGUCAAUCUUAAUUUCUCAAACCACACCAAUCCUGGUAUGACCUUCUGGAAUCUAAAACGGCUACAGAUCCUUGUACUCUAUAACUGCCAUCUGAAUUUCCUGACAAAGAUGAUGUUCAGGGAUCUGCACUCACUGGAGCUGUUGCAUCUCUACAGUGUCAAACCACUAAUCCUACAGGAUGGGAUGUUUGAUACCUUGCCAGUUCUGAGAGCUGUGGUGCUUGACAGAGUGGACUUUCGAUGUGACUGUGAGACUGCCUGGUUCCUAGAAUGGGCACAGAGCACACGAGCACAGGUGAUCAAUCUGCAGCAGCAGCAGUGUGUCUGGCAUUAUCAGAAACUGAAUUUAUUGUCCACCAUGGAAAAGUUAUGUCAGACAGAUGUGCAGUACCUGUGCUAUUUGGGCACUGUCAACAUCAUAAGUCUGCUGCUGUUAAGUGCUCUUAGCUAUCGCUUUGCAUACUGGCCUUGUGUUGUCUUCAUCUUCCGACUCAGAGGUUAUAUGGAGAGACAGUUCGGUAAAGGUUGGCGGAGGAGAAGGCAAAGGCGCAGAGGGGAUGGACUAGAAGCCGAAGAAGACAUGAAAUAUGAUGCAUUUGUGUCAUUCAGUAGCCGUGAUGAAGCUUGGGUCUUGGGGGAGUUGGCUCCAAGGUUAGAGGAACAAGGCCAACCCAGGCUCCGACUCUGCUUGCACAGCAGAGACUUUGAGGUGGGAAAGGGAAUUGUCGAUAACAUUGCAGAGAGUAUUUACAGUAGCCGGCGCACGGUGUGUGUGCUUAGUCGCCAGUAUCUGCGAAGUGACUGGUGCAGCCUGGAGAUGCGAGUAGCAACACACCGGCUGCUGGAAGAACAGAAACAUCGUCUCAUUCUCAUCUUUCUCGAGCACAUCUCCCCAUUUGAGCUCAAUACUUUUCACCGCUUGGCCAAGCUGGUGAAAUCACGCACAUAUCUGGACUGGCCACAGGAAGAGGGGGAGAGGAUACACUUCUGGGAACGUCUGAGAAGAAACAUUGCUGAAGUGGAGAUGGAUGCUCCGUGAAAACAACAUGUACCACCAUGUACCAUGUACCAAAUGUUGUGAAGACAACAUUUAGAUUUGGAUGGUGUAUGCAACAAAUGAUGAAAAUAGUCUAAAUGUUUGUAUACACAAAAUCGUAGAACAAUGCAAAGCUAAUUGUCAAAAAUUAUUUGUGUUGUCCACUUUAAAUUUCCAGCUUAUUAUUCAGUUAUUCAUUUGAAAGCAUGUUAUUCAGUAUUUAUCAUUAAGCAUAUAUGAUAUAUUCAGUAACAAAAAGGGGUUUAAUUUACACUGAUUACAUUUUCAAUUCAUUUUUUUUCAGAAACUUCUGUGUAAUUUGUCUUCUUUGUAAUUUGUUAAUAAAACUUUAACCAUGCACCAUAAUGAUUAGAUGAAGCACUGACUAAUUUUCAUAAAUAAGGAAUUUGAAUAAUUAUGAGUAUAUAUAAGAAUUCUAAACAAAUAUGAACAUUUAAGCUAGCGUUACUAGAUGACCAAAUAAAUGCUUGUAGCUAAAACAACAGCACCAGAUACAGUUCAAAACUUCAUUUUGGGAAUGUUAAACACACAUUUAACAAAUAUCAAGCAGAAAAAAGCUACAACUAUAUUAAUUCAAUGCAAUUCAAAUCACUUUUGUACUUGCAUGAUUAUUAGACUCACCAGUAAAAGUUUGGCUUUAAAUAGGUUAGUUUUGUAGAUAAUCACCAGAGCGAAAGAAUAACCUGAGGACAAUUCAUGAAGAAAUAAACUCUUCACAACGCUCUGUACAGAAUUCACUUAGAACUGGAAUUUAAUAAAAAUUGCAUGUGAGAAGACCUACCAAGGCUGUACAUGCCUCUACACAAAUGUAGUUUUUCAGGAUUUCUUACUUCCUUUCAUCAGUUUGUUAUUUCUGUUAUAUCUAUUAAUGUUUUUUCAUUUGCUGUUAUUUGCUGAGCUGGGAAUAUUUGUAUGCAUAAAUAUAUUGAAUAAGGAGAGGAUUAAAACUUGUCACUUAAUAGAAACCUUCUCUGUUUUUAAUGACUUCAUUAAUCACUCAUCUGCUACACAAUAGUAAAUAUGAUGUUGAACCCUGCUAGUUUUCUCGAAGUUUUUAUUUCCAUUUCCAAGUAUUGACAUGUUUUCAGUUCUGCUUUUUGUGGCUAUGAAACUUCAUAAAUACCUCACCAUAAAACUGCUAUAUCCACCCUCUUUAUAAGGUAGCAUAUAAAUAUAAGCAGCUUUCUCUCAUUUCCUCUUUAUUGAAGAGAAAAAAUAUUUUUGCGUUAUAAUUUAGGUACUGUGGACCAAGAUUCCUCCAAAACGAUGUGAGAGACUGAUGAACUCCUACAGAAAAACAUUUACUUCAAGUUAUUGUUGCUGAAUUAUAGGGUGUAUAUAUUUUUUUUCCUGUUUUCUGAUUGUUGGUUUACUUUUUGGGGAAAACUACAUAUUAAAAUUUGUCGUUUUUUGUUGUCACCUGAGGUUAUUUGUUUAUAGAAGUUAUUUACUGACUAACUUGUGGAAUUUAUUUUGGUUAAUUCAUAUACCAUUAAAUGAAAUGCAACAGGAAGGUCUCAAAUUUACAUUCUAGCACAUUGACCAUGAUGCAUUCUAUAAUAAAAAAAAAUUA